AUGACCCAAGGUGCAAGCAACGGCCACCCUAACGGGUUGGCGCUGCCACAUGUCCGAACACUUCCCCUUUUCUACGACAGCGAAGAUUCCCAGCAAUCUGCGACUCGUCUAAUCCUGACUGUUCGACCAGACUGGGCCUCCGACGACUCCAACAUCGAAUUCGUUCGCUUCACCGACGGCAUCACCAACACCCUCCUCAAGGCGAUCAAUAAGCGGAAGGGCUGGUCCAAGGAGGAUAUAGACAGGGAGGCUAUCCUGCUGCGAGCGUACGGCAAUGGAACUGCCGUCCUCAUCGACCGCGAGCGCGAGGCCCAGAACCAUGAGCUUCUCAUGAAGUAUGGGCUGGCCCCCGAGCUCCUGGCUCGCUUCCGGAAUGGCAUGCUCUACCGCUUCAUCAAGGGCAGCGUGACAGCUCCCGAGGAUCUGCGGAAGCCCGCCAUCUACAGGGCUGUUGCCAGUCGAUUGGCCCAGUGGCACGCGACUGUGCCCUGCAUCACACAUCCGACGUCAACAAACGGCCAAGUCAAGGAAAAUGGCGCCAACGGCCACGAAGACCCGGAGGUGAUUAUCGAGAACGCCGCACCCGGGAAGCCGGUACCGAACCUAUGGACUGUGAUGCAGAAAUGGAUUCUGGCGCUGCCUACAAACACCCAAGUGCAAAGGGAGAGACAAGACAAGCUCCAGAAGGAGUUGGAAUACAUUAUCAAGGAGUUUAGUCAGCGCCCCGGCCUUGGUGUUGAUGGUCUCGUGUUUGCCCACUGCGACCUUUUGAGCGGGAAUGUCAUUGUGCUGCCAAGCAGCCUGCCUGCGAAGGGUAGCAAAAAGGAAGCCACCGUGACCUUUAUCGACUACGAGUAUGCCACGCCCUCCCCGGCUGCAUUCGACAUCGCCAACCACUUUGCUGAGUGGGGUGGUUUCGACUGCGACUAUAACAUGAUGCCUACCAAGUCCCAACGCCGAGAGUUCAUCGAGGAGUACGUCCGUUCAUACUUCAAAUACUCCCAAGGUAGCCCGGGUGUCGACGUCGAGGCUGAGGUCAGGAAACUCAACGACGAGGUUGACCUCUUCCGUGGUGUGCCGGGGUUCUACUGGGGCAUCUGGGCCCUGAUCCAGGCCGUCAUCUCGGAGAUUGACUUUGAUUACGCCUCGUAUGCGGAGACGCGCCUCGCCGAGUACUGGGCGUGGAAGGAGGAGAAAGAAGGCAGCCGGGCCGCGGCCGGCAAAGAGAUGCCCCUACGCGAGAGACGAUGGGAACAAGUGGAGUAA
Colletotrichum spaethianum is the source of this 1266-nucleotide messenger RNA. RefSeq names its product putative eukaryotic translation initiation factor 5. The transcript is spliced from 2 exons. The record is from RefSeq and is a predicted model, not a curated record. Bases 1 to 1266 code for a protein of 421 amino acids. Gene Ontology annotation, cellular component: cytoplasm. Lineage: Eukaryota; Fungi; Ascomycota; Sordariomycetes; Glomerellales; Glomerellaceae. Gene Ontology annotation, biological process: phosphatidylcholine biosynthetic process; phosphatidylethanolamine biosynthetic process. Gene Ontology annotation, molecular function: ethanolamine kinase activity; choline kinase activity.